Molecule: messenger RNA, 669 nt
Organism: Prorocentrum cordatum
Lineage: Eukaryota; Dinophyceae; Prorocentrales; Prorocentraceae
Source: the annotation of a GenBank genome assembly
GGUUGCCCGAACGACCUGGAAACUAUCGUGCACCUCAGGGAGGCGUGCCGCACGGGUAGCUCGUGGACCGGGGUCCUCACUAACCAGCGCAAGUCCGGGGAGCUCUUCCUCAACCUGCUCGACCUCCACGGGCUCACAGUGGCGACCAGCCGACGCACCGGCGAGCCCCUGUGGUUCUUGAUCGGCAUCCACUCGGACGUCACCGAGGAGGCCGAGGCCGCGGGAGGUGAGCUGCCGCGUGAGCGCGUGGAGCAGAUCCACGAGGUCGCCAACAGCAUCCGGUCCAAGCUCACGGAGGACUUCUCCCGCAUGGCCGUGUCGGGGGCGCUCCUGGCCAACCUCGAGGUCUCGGACGCAGACGCCAGCGCGGAGGAGUGGGUCCUGCUGCCCACGCCCUCGUGGGGGGUCCACUCCCGCACGGAAGCGGCCCUCUCGGGGGCGCCCGUGCGGGCCUCGCAGGCCUCCCCCGAACCGCAGUCCCGACCGCCGCCGAAGCUGGCGGGCUGGCCUGGGACUCCGGCCUGGAGCCAGGAGCCCCGCUUCGCCGCCGCGGACGCGCUGGCCGGCGGCCCCGCUGCGGCGGCGGUGCGGCUGGUCGCAGGCGCGGCGUGCCUGGCGUGCGUGGCCUCGGCGCUGGCGCUGUGCCUAGGGGGAAACCAUGCAAAGUGA